AUGAACUCUAAGAUUGUCGAAGAUGCAGAAGUCGAGGAAUUCUUUAGCCAUGCUCAGGCUUCAACGUUCCUGUCGUUUCUGGAAGAGUUAAGGGUAGCUUUGGAAAGAUAUUCAGCCAACCCGUCUAUCAUCCCACCGCGGAUUGUGGGGAAUAUUCCUUCUGGCAGCACUCUUCACAUGUACAUGCCUGUUAUCGACGAUGUGUAUUCUGGUGUCAAGACCCUGGGAUACAACGCCAGCUCGCAUUUGGGUUUCGUAGGUUCGAUCAACAUCACUGAUGCGGAGUCUGGCAUGUUGUAUGGCACUUUGCAAGCCAAACAAAUCACCGCUAUUCGGACAGCGUUGGCCAGUUGUGUCGGGCUGUCUUCACAGUUGGAUAAGUUUGAGGACACUGAUGUGAUCAACUGUACCGUUUUUGGGUCGGGAUUGCAGGCGUUCUGGCAUAUUGUAUGUUGCGUUAGCUUGUUCAGCGGUAGCGGUAAGCGUUUCAACGUCACCAUUCUGUAUCGUACCCGGGAAAUGGAUGUGAAACAGUUCGAGAAUAUCUGUGCUGUGAAUGAAAGCAUUAUGCAGCUGACUUUUAAUCAAGUGAAGCUAUCCGAUAAUGUGCUCAAGAGCAGAGCCGUUGCCGAUAGUCAUGUCAUCUUCGGAUGUAUUCCUUCCGAGGCCCCUAACCUGCUGUAUAGGGACUUGGCAGAUGUCGAGACUAAAGUCUCACAUACUUAUAUAUCGCUGAUUGGAAGUUUCAAGCCUCUCAUGCAUGAAUGUGACCAAGCUCUGAUCGAGGAGUUUCAGCGGCAAAAAAUUCGUAUCCUGGUCGAUUCGAAGGAGCAUUGCUUACUCGAAGCUGGCGAGUUGAUCGACUGCGAUGUGAAGGAAGAUCAACUGCAAGAAAUCGGGCACCUUUCGCGGAAACCACUACAAGCGAUCAGAUGCGGACAGAACAAUCGUAAGAUUUCCCUUUGCAAGAUCGUUGGACUCUCCAUUAUGGAUAUAUGUGUUGGAAAAAAAUUGUUGGAGCUAUCCAACUCCGAUUGA
Torulaspora globosa is the source of this 1038-nucleotide messenger RNA. RefSeq lists its product as uncharacterized. NCBI's taxonomy places the organism in Eukaryota, Fungi, Ascomycota, Saccharomycetes, Saccharomycetales, Saccharomycetaceae. Gene Ontology annotation, cellular component: cytoplasm. The record is from RefSeq and is a predicted model, not a curated record. Bases 1 to 1038 code for a protein of 345 amino acids. The transcript has a single exon.